AUGAUACUCCUACAUAGGGUAUAUACCCUCUUCUUAUUCCUUUCCACGUUGUUCACGACAAUCUUCGCGUUACAAGCCGACCUAGCAGGAAUAGUAGAUUGGCAUCGACCGUUAAUUGGUGAAUACAUCUUAGAACCCACCCCACCUAUAUUUGUGGAACACAAGGAUACAAGUAGGGUUGUUGGUUUAACUAAGAAGAAUGUCUUGGCUGUGCUGGAUGUAGAGAAUGGUGAUAUAGUAUGGAGACAUCAUUUCGAGGAUUAUGAUCCAGUCAUCUCAUUCCAUGUUCAUAAUGAUAAAAUACUCUUGCUUUCUGGUCCUGGAGGAUCUACUGCCCGACUGUUUUCGCUAUCGACCGGUUCACUCUCAUGGGAGAAAUCCGUCAUACCGUAUGAGGAGCAGAUACGUGGUGGUGGAAUCUUGACUACUCCCUAUCACCUUGGUACGGAUGUCAGCUUCGUACCAUCCCAUGAAGGUGAAAGUGGAGAUGAAAGUGUUGUGAUUUUGAGCGAUGGGAAGAGGAUUACUAGAUUGGCAUUGAAAGAUGGGAAACAGCUAUGGGCCACUGAAGUACCUGGCGCUGGCUCAACUAUCCUUUUCAAACAGCUGGUCUCAAGCGGAUCAUCCAUUCACGUACUAGGCAUCCAAAAUGGUAUCUCGGCACAGAUGUUGUUGACUACAACGUUAGAUCUGAGAACAUCAAUACCGAAAGCAGAUUUAGGUCAAAUACCUUCAAUAGUCAAAAUACCCGAACAAGCUCUCAUCUCUUCUACCGGUGAUGGGGAAACCAAAGUGGUCUGGACGGAACAUGGUAGAAUUAGGAUAGUGGCCAUCAAAGAGGACGGGUCGGUAGGGAAGGAGAUCAAAGAUCUUUUACCUGGAAAAGGGAAAGUGUACAAUGAGAUCAUUGAAGUAGGCACCAGAACAAGAGGUAUCAUACUGGGCCGACGAUCCGAUGGAGGAGUGGAUGUUAUCAAUGUCAUUAAAGGGGAAAAGGUUGGGGAGUUUGAGCUUUCGACCAAGUCGGAUGAGAGGUCGGACUCUGUAUAUUCUGGUAUCAUCACGGCCAAAGGAGUCAUACUCAAUCGAGUAUAUUGGUCCUUUAAUAUGGCUGUCGGAGUCGCUCAGACCAUCAAUAUCCCCAACGUUGAAUCGACAGACAUCAUCACAUCCGGCUUCACCUUCUCUUAUGAUACCGCCUCGCACGGGACUUUCCUCCAUGCCGCCGUAUCUCCCACUCUAUCUGACAAGCAAUUGCCUGUUCUGAUCCUCACUACAUCGAGCGGUGCCAUACAGCGAAUGGAGCUAGACAACCCUGGCUGGGUCCGCGAGGAAUCGUUGGCGGAUAUCAAAGCAGCUCGAUUCGUUGAUCUUGGUGAACCAGAAACUGAGGAAGUGAGAGAAGUCUUAGCGGAAGAGACCUUUGUCGGCAGGCUGAGUAGGCAUCUGGCUGAACUCAAGGAUCUACCCGGAUAUGUCAUUCGAUUUGCCAAGCGAUUCACAGCCGCUUCGUACACUUCUGCAUUGCAAGUCACACCCUUAAACACUACUCACCUUCAUCGAGACCAAUUCGGCUUCCAGAAACUGCUCAUAGCGGCAACCGCGAAAGGAAAAGUCUUUGCACUCGAUUCGUCCACCGGGAACGUCAUCUGGUCUCGAAAUCUAGGCUUGACGAGCGAGAAAGGCUCCGAAAUAGCAGUUGAGGAUAUUUGGAAUGUAAGAGAUGGUGAAGGUGGCCGAGAACCUAUGUUGGCUAUUUUGGCUACUAAGACUGUGGGAGAGACUAUAUCCACAGUCGCAUACCAUCUCAAUGCUUAUACCGGCCUCAUCUCAGGGGAAGUCGACCCCAUCAACCACCUACCACUAGGAAAGACACUGUUCGAGGGAAAAGCCCUAAAUGCUUUCUUGCUUCCAUUCGAGAACUGCGGCUCAAAAGCUACUGUCUUGGCUGUGAUCGAUCCCUCCAAUUCUCUCCACAUUUUCCCAUCAUGCAAAAAAGUACUCGGAGCGAUCGAAGGUAUAUCAGAUACGUUAUUCUACACAACUCAAAGUCGAUCUAUCGAUAGAACGAUCCUUCGGGGCUUUAUACCAUCUACGGCCACUCAAGGGGGCGCAUUGAAUGGCGAGGUGAUCUGGCAACAUCCCUUUGCCGAAGGAGAAGUAAUUCUAGAGACACAACCUGUUAUAUUCGAUGCGAUAGCUUCUUUCGGUCGAGUUCUAGGCGACAAGUCGACUCUAUACAAGUACUUGAAUCCUCACUUGCAGAUCAUAUCGACUUUCACGCCUUCCACGAAAGGUGUAUCAUCAACAUCGCUAGAAGGAGUUGGAAAGGCGUAUGUUAUAGAUACCACCAAUGGCAGAGUGGUGUAUCAGACCGAGAUCGACGGUGUGGUAGGUAGAGGCGGCAUCAAAGUUGGCAUGGUAGAGAAUUGGCUGGUUGUCAGUUGGUCAGAUCAGAGAGGAUGGAAGAUUGCUAGUACAGAGCUAUACGAAUACUCGGACAAGAAAGGCGUCACACCUUCACAAUCCACCUUUGAGGAAACUCCCGUCAUCGCUAUCUCGCAAUCUUUCAUCUUGCCCACCGAAGUGAAGACAUUGGGCUUCACAACUUCAAAAGCUGGUAUAACAACCAAGGAAGUUAUCAUCGUAAAUGGUAAAAAUCAAAUCGCUACUAUUCAUCGCAGACUGCUCGAUCCUCGUCGACCGGUUGGAAAACCAAGUUCAAGGGAUAAAGAGGAGAUGUUGAUUCCCUAUGAGGCUUUGAUACCUGUGGAUCCAAAGAAAGUGAUCUCACAUACAUAUCAGAUACUCGGAGCCAAAACUCUCUUAACUUCACCAGCAUUGGUCGAAUCGACUUCACUCCUAUUCGCAUAUGGUCUAGACCUAUUCCUGACCAGAGGUAUAACACCUUCGGGAACAUUCGAUAUCUUAUCUGACACAUUCAACAAGGCUCAGCUACUUUUGACUCUUGGUGCUUUGACGAUAGGUAUCUUGGUUGCUGGACCAGCAGUGAAGAGGAAGGAAUUGAAGAAUAAAUGGUACUGA
This is a messenger RNA of Kwoniella botswanensis, 3045 nucleotides long. RefSeq lists its product as uncharacterized. NCBI's taxonomy places the organism in Eukaryota, Fungi, Basidiomycota, Tremellomycetes, Tremellales, Cryptococcaceae. Gene Ontology annotation, biological process: protein folding in endoplasmic reticulum. Gene Ontology annotation, molecular function: protein binding. Gene Ontology annotation, cellular component: EMC complex. The transcript is spliced from 12 exons. The record is from RefSeq and is a predicted model, not a curated record. The coding region runs from base 1 to 3045 and encodes 1014 amino acids.